Molecule: messenger RNA, 2586 nt
Organism: Vicia villosa (hairy vetch)
Lineage: Eukaryota; Viridiplantae; Streptophyta; Magnoliopsida; Fabales; Fabaceae
Exons: 5
Coding region: 1-2586 (861 amino acids)
Biological process (GO): DNA repair; telomere maintenance
Molecular function (GO): DNA helicase activity
Source: RefSeq, a predicted model, not a curated record
AUGAUGCAUGGUCCAUGUGGUCUUGCUCGACCGAAAUGUCCCUGCAUGAAAAAUGGUAGAUGUUCAAAGUUUUUCCCUAAAAAGUUCAAUGAAACUACCAUUGUUGAUCAUGAUGGUUACCCGGUUUACAAGAGAAGUUCACAAACUUUUACCGUUACUAAAAACGGUAUUACCUUGGACAACAGAUCUGUGGUUCCCUAUAAUACCAGGUUACUUCUUAAAUAUGAUGCUCACAUCAACAUGGAGUGGUGUAACCAAAUCACCUCAAUCAAAUACCUCUUCAAAUAUAUUCACAAGGGUUACGACCGAAUCACUGCAUCUGUUUCGCGAUCAAGAGCAUCAUGCAGUAAUGCUGAUAAGAUUCAUGGAAGGAAACUGGCUGUUGAACGUAUGUUCUAUCAUCUUAUCGGUGAGAAGCCAUUGUACUAUACUGAUUUUGAAAGGAUGGAAAAUGUUUUAGAAAAAGCAAGUAUAACUGAAUCUAUGUUUACUUCGUGGUUACUCGCAAAUGAUCGGUAUGAGGAAGCACAACAAUUGACAUAUGGGCAGUUUGUUUCUAAGUUUGUAUAUGUCAAGAAAACGCGCUCAUGGAAACCAAGGAAAAAAGGUUUUACAAUUGGAAGGCUCAUUUGGGUUCCACCAACAACUGGGGAACUCUAUUAUCUAAGGAUGAUGCUAACAGUGGUGAAAGGACCAAAAACUUAUGAAGAUAUUCGUAAGGUCGGAGACAGACAAUACGACUCAUUUAGGGACGCAUGCUUCGCAAUGGGUUUCCUGGAAGAUGAUAGAGAAUAUAUAGGUGCUAUUAAAGAGGCCAGCCACUGGGGAUCCGGACAUUUCUUGCGCAAAUUAUUUGUUGUUAUGCUACUUUCUGGGACUGUCAACAGACCAGCAAAUGUAUGGAAGAAAACAUGGAUUCUGCUUUCAGAUGCUUUGGUGCUAACUGAGGAACAAACAAAGAUGUUGACGUUAAUUGAAAUCGAAAUCUUGCUACAAGCAAAUCGCAGGAGUCUUAAAGAUUUCAAGCCUAUACCAUAUCCAGAUGAUUAUGUGCUGCAACAACUGGGGAACCGAUUGAUCUAUGAAGAGAGAAAUUAUGACAUCGAUCUUAUGAGAUCACAAUACCAUGAUCUUUUCACUGCUCUGACAGAUGAACAAAGGGCAAUAUUUGACAAGAUAAUGUUGGCUGUUAAAAAUCAAAAAGGGGGGGUAUUUUUCUUACAUGGAUACGGAGGCACUGGAAAAACUUACAUGUGGAAGACACUCGCAACUGCUCUGCGGUGUAAACAUCGAAUUGUUUUAACAGUAGCUUCGAGUGGAAUAGCAUCAUUAUUAUUACCUGGAGGCAGAACUGCUCAUUCUAAAUUCAAAUUGCCUGUGCCCAAAUUGGAAAACUCUACCUGCAAUAUUGAAUAUAAUGAUGAAUACAGACAGUUACUUCGAGAAACUGAUUUGAUCAUUUGGGAUGAGGCCCCUAUGGCAAGCAAAUACUGUUUUGAAGCACUUGACAAGACAUUAAAGGAUGUUAUGAGUACUGAUAGCAACUCUGAGGUUAUUUUUGGUGGAAAGGUAGUAGUAUUUGGUGGAGAUUUUAGACAAAUCUUGCCUGUUAUUCCUAGGGGUAGUAGAUCCGAUAUUGUUCACGCUACUAUAAAUGCGUCUUAUAUAUGGCACUCAUGUCAGGUUUUGACUUUAACCAAAAAUAUGCGUUUGAAGGGUGGUCGGACUGAUGAGGAAACAAAAGAAAUUGAUCAGUUUUCAAAAUGGCUAUUGAAAUUGGGUGAAAGGCGACUUUGUGAGCCUAACGAUGGUCAUGCUGAAAUUGACAUUCCACGUGAUAUGUUAAUAGAACAGUUUGAUGAUCCUAUUGUUGCAAUUGUUGACAGUACCUACCCUGCUUUUUUGGAUAACUUUAGAUCUUUCGAUUACUUGAAAAGUCGGGCUAUAUUAGCAUCAACAAUUGAAGUUGUUGAACAAAUUAAUAAUCAUGUUCUAAACAUGAUGCCAGGGGAAUCCAAAGAUUAUUACAGUUUUAAUUCUGUUGAUCGUUCAGAAAUUCAUGAUAACAGCAUUAUGGGAGUUCUGACACCUGAGUUUUUGAGUUCUCUACGAACAUCGGGAUUGCCCAGUCAUAUCAUAACAUUAAAGGUUGGAACCCCGAUAAUGCUUAUGAGAAAUAUUGAUCAAUCAGAAGGUUUGUGUAAUGGGACUAGAUUGAUAGUCACGAAAAUGGCAAACCAUGUUUUAGAAGCAGAAAUAAUGAGUGGUAAGGGCCAUGGAAAACUUACUUAUAUACCAAGGAUGGAUAUGUCUCCAUCGCAGUCACCUUGGCCUUUCAAAUUGAAUAGAAGACAAUUCCCAAUCAUUGUUUCCUAUGCAAUGACCAUCAACAAAUCACAAGGUCAAUCUCUAGAUUGGGUGGGACUUUACAUACCAAAAGAUCUUUUUAGUCAUGGCCAACUUUAUGUGGCCAUUUCCAGGGUAACAACCAAAAAAGGGAUCAAAAUUUUGGUACAUGAUGAUGAUAAGAAACCAAAGUCUACAACAACAAAUGUUGUCUACAAAGAAGUCUUUGCAAACAUUUAA